AAAACUUUUCAGAAUUUGGUUUGGCAAUCACCUAGCUAUUCUCACUUUGCUCUAACCUAAAUCGAAUGUAUGCUUCUCCUUUCACUGCCUUGUCCUCCUAGCCCGCUUCCUUCCUUGGUCCAACUUCUCACUGCACCCAGGCCAACUGCGACGGUCGUUCUUCCUCCGGCAAGCAUACUCGUCCUCCGGCCUCUUCUCCCUGCGCGCUGAACCUCGUCUCCUCCUGCGCAGUGGUUGUCCUCUUCUCUGUCGUUGUCACUGCCGCCACAUCUCCUCGCUGCACACUGUCGUCGCGGCUAACAGCCGCCGCUGCUCUCACAGCCGCCGCGGCUCUCACAUCCGUCGCGGCUCACAACCCCUGCACACCGCCCCUGCACACCUCCCCUACUACCACCGCUCCCUGCACGCCGUCCCUGCUCACAGCCACCGCCCCCUGUGUCGUCUGUCCUCUCUUCAAUAAUUAAUUAGUUGAAUUUUAAGAUUGAAUUAUGAAAGGUGCACACCCGAAAAUAGAAGAACCGGAACAUGGAUAUUGAUGACAGGCAAUAUCUGUCGAAGGAUUGAAGAAUUCCCUACAGACAGACUACAUACAAAAAAUUCUUGGUCUAGGUAUCUGUGCUGACACAAUGAUUGGUGAUGCUAUGAGGAGAGGCAUCUCAGGUGGUCAAAAGAAAAGAUUGACUACAGGUGAGAUGAUUGUUGGGCCGACUAAGGCGUUCUUUAUGGAUGAAAUUACGAAUGGCUUGGACAGUUCUACUUCAUUUCAGAUUGUUUCCUGUGUUCAACAGUUGGUCCAUGUAACAGAUGCAUCUGCAUUGAUUUUUUUGAGAGCUGUGGUUUUAGGUGUCCUAAGAGGAAGGGAAUAGCUGACUUUCUACAGGAGUUGGUCAUUUUAGCUCUGUAACAAUGACUGUAUAUAUGCGUACUCGGAUGCAUGUGGACAUUCUUCAUGCUAAUUAUUAUUUGAACGCCCUGUUCUAUGGUCUUAUCGUGCUUCUUACUGGCGGAUUUCCAGAAGUGUCUGACUAUCAUGAAACUUCCUAUUUUCUUCAAACAGAGAGACCUCUAUUUCUAUCCCGCUUGGGCCUAUGCAAUCCCCGCCACUAUCAUGAAAAUCCCAUUGUCUAUUUUGCUUGCUACUCUCUGGACAUCACUUACUAUACCAUUGGAUAUGCUCCAGAAGUUGAAAGUGCUUUUCGGAGUUACAAGAGACUAGGUGGACAAUCUAAGGGAACUAAAUUAACAUGGAUUCCAGCACAGUGUGCUCAACAACCGGGAUCACUAGAUUGUGGCUACUACGUCAUGCGUUUUAUGUACGACAUAAUAAUGAAUCAUGGUAAUAGUCAAGAUCUUACUAAGGAUUUUUCAAGAACAUUGCCUUAUUCACCGGAGGAGAUUAAUGAGGUGAAAGAUUUUUGGGCAGAUUACUUCAUGAACAAUGUCGAAUUUUUAGCUUAAUUUGUAAUAUGAACUUGAUCUCUAGCUAGCUACGUACCUUUGUUGUAAUAAUUUUAUGUUUGUUGUAACAUGUUGGUUGAUCGAUCUAUGACGAAUUUAAUUGCCUUUUAUUGGGAACGUUAAUUACGUUGUAAACUUUUGUGACAGGUAUUAUUUAUAAAUGUAUUCCCGGUAUUGGGAAUGAAGCGUCUAAUUUCAAAGACG
Spinacia oleracea (spinach) is the source of this 1662-nucleotide messenger RNA. Its product is annotated as pleiotropic drug resistance protein 3-like. NCBI's taxonomy places the organism in Eukaryota, Viridiplantae, Streptophyta, Magnoliopsida, Caryophyllales, Amaranthaceae. The coding region runs from base 907 to 1458 and encodes 183 amino acids. The transcript is spliced from 9 exons. The record is from RefSeq and is a predicted model, not a curated record.